GUUAUUGUAAUGUAAUGUUGAGGUUAAAACAAAAAAAGGUUGAAAACAAUGAAAUGAUAAUUAUAAUGGUUAAUAAUGUCCAUUGAUUCGUGAAUGACUGAUCAUUAUGAUUAAGGCUUUCAACUGGAUAUUGAUUGGCCUUUGGUUAUGCAAAAUUAUCUUGUGCUAAAGAUGAGUUGUAAGUCAGUUUUAAGUAUUGUGAGUUAUUGUAUGAAAAAAAGCAAGGCUGUGUAAAAAGAUGGUAAACGUUAACAAAACAUCGGACAAAAGACGAAGAUCGCGGAGAAAGAAAGGUCGAAAGGGAAGAUAGGAAUGGAGGAGAGAAUGAGGGAGAAUGACUUGGGAAGAUGGAAAGAGAAAGAAAGAGAAAAGAGAGACAAGAUUUGAAGAUGUGUGGCAGUGUCUAGGAGGAGUUUGAUCUUAGGCCCUAUAUAAACAGUCAAUGUCAUCUUGAAAUGGUAAUAUUUUACAAUGAGUAUUACCAUGAGUAAACACGUUAUCGAGCCCAAUGGUACCAAUACAAGUACUGCUAAUGGAAACUUGAAUGGUACAAAUGGACCUUCAAAGAAAAAAAAGACACGGACAACUUUUACAGGUUUUCAAUUGGAAGAACUUGAUGCACCUUAUCCUGAUGUUUUUGCUCGUGAAGAGCUGGCUGAACGGUUAAACCUUAGUGAGUCAAGGGUUCAGGUUUGGUUUCAAAAUAGACGAGCAAAAUGGCGUAAAAAGGAGCCACCGAGGAAAUCAUUGUCUCAUGUUGCCUUAGGUGCUAAUGGUUUGCUUACGUUAACUAAAAGUUUAUUAAGUCAACCUCAACCUCAACCUGCUGCUUAUCCAACUGGUCAACAUUUGUCGACGACAAAUCCAACUGGUCAAUCAUUGCAGCAACAACACACACAACAGCAUCAACAAUCAUCUCAACAGCAACAGCAGCAACAACAGUCACAAUCUCAAUUGCAACCACAAACACUUUCACCUUCACACCAACAGCAACACCAACAGGGAAGUCCACAACAUUCAACAUUUGAUAAGCUCAUUUGUUCACCUUCAUUUUCGCCUACUGGUAACAUGUCAUUAAAUCAACCUCACCAUUUACACCAUCAUGCUUAUGUACAUCAUCAUCAUGCACAACAACAACCUCAUCAUCAUCAACAACAGCAACCACAGUCCCAGCAACAGCAACAACAGCCUCAACCACAAGCUCAACAACUUGCACCUUUACAUACUCAAUCACUAGCAGGUACUAGUUAUACAUCUUCAAUUCACAAUGGUUCAUUUGUUAACCAUACGGACUCCAAUUGUGUUAAAUCGGAACCAAAUGAAUCAAUUUAUUCAAAUUAUGACUUUCCUGGAAUGUAUUCUGCUCCUGAUUACAUGGCUCCUAGCCAUACCUAUUACCUAUCCUCUGAACCGUAUGAAAUGCUGGAGCAAACUGAGAUUCAUAAUGUUAACGUUAAAUUGGAGUUAUAAUUUGGAAAAUUGGAAACUGGAUUCACUUUCAUUCAAAGUUCAUUUACAAAAUCAUUUCAUUUUUACAUUUUUCAAUCUAUGCUAUUUUUUCGAAAAUCUUGUACAUUAGUUGAAAUUAUUAUUUCAAACAAUAGCAACUUAAUCAUACACAAUUCCCAUCUUAAAGCUUCUUUUUAUUUACACUUAUAUCAAAUAUAGUCUUUUGUGUAUUAUAAACAUGAAAUUAUUACAUAUAAAAUAACCCAAAUCCAACAGAUUGAUAUUGAAUCGAUCUCAUGGUUUAUUCAACUGGAAGCGUGCCUAAAAACUGAUAAGAAACAAAUGAAUAAAUUAAGAAAAUUUCUUAAUUUCUAAAUCUUUUGAUCUAUCAGUCCAAUUAUUGUCUUGAUAACCUUUAUCCUCUUUUAUUAAACUUAAAUUUCAACCUUUAUAAGAAUCACCAAUUUUUUUUGUUACAUCUUUUUUGUAUAAAUCGUGAAUAUACAGUUUUAAUCAAUAUUAAAAUCUACAGCCAAUUCAA
Molecule: messenger RNA, 1990 nt
Organism: Tetranychus urticae (two-spotted spider mite)
Lineage: Eukaryota; Metazoa; Arthropoda; Arachnida; Trombidiformes; Tetranychidae
Biological process (GO): regulation of transcription by RNA polymerase II
Molecular function (GO): DNA-binding transcription factor activity, RNA polymerase II-specific; RNA polymerase II transcription regulatory region sequence-specific DNA binding
Source: RefSeq, a predicted model, not a curated record